UUAGCAGAUGGCCGUAAAUGAAGAUUUAGAGUUGGAGGCGAGGUUAAGCCCCAGUAGCUCAACCCGAUGUGCGCCACCGCAGCUGGGGGUUGACCGUAGCGGGCUGGGCGUGAGUUAGACGGGACAGCACGUCCUCCGAACCUCCCCACGCGAACACACCCGCGGCCGUUGCUGAGUCUCCGGCUGUUACAAAUGCUUCCGACCGCAGCCGCCGUCAUCAGAAGCUCCCGUCUCCAGCUGGGCGUGAGGCUGCUGCACACUUCUCCCCGCGUCGAGAUGCCCAUUCAGGCUGGUGAACGUCUCCCCGCAGUGGAUGUCCAGGAGGGGGAGCCUGGAAACAAGGUGGCUAUGGAUCAGCUCUUUAAGGGGAAGAAGGGAAUCCUCUUUGCCGUUCCUGGUGCUUUCACACCUGGCUGUUCCAAGACCCACCUCCCAGGCUUCGUGCAGCAGGCUGCUGACUUGAGGAGUAAGGGUAUACAGGAGGUGGCGUGUGUUUCUGUCAACGAUGCAUUUGUCAUGGCUGCGUGGGGAAAGGAGCACGGAGCUGAUGGCAAGGUUCGAAUGCUGGCUGACCCAACUGGAGCUUUUACAGAGGCUGUUGACUUGUUACUUGACAAUGACCAGCUCGUGCAGGUUCUUGGGAACAAGCGAUCCAAGAGAUAUGCUAUGUUGGUGGAAGAUGGAGUCGUGAAGAAGAUCAAUGUGGAGCCAGACGGCACUGGGCUGACCUGCAGCCUGGCUUCCAGUGUUCUGUUAGACCUCUAGGCUUUGUCACAUAGUGUUUGCUUUAAAUGUUGCACUCACAAAGCCAAGUACAAAACUGUUACAGCUUUUCCCUUUUUCCCAAAGAUGGAUAAAAAUGCAAUAUAGAUGCUGCUUUAAAAAAGCUGCAAUUAAUGCGCACAAUUAUGACAUAAGUGUCAUUCUAUAGAAACUUGGAUCAAUAACUAUAUAUUAUUACAUGGAAGUAGAUGAUGUUUACCCUGAAGGCAUUAAUAAAUCUAAAAUAAAAAAUA
Betta splendens (Siamese fighting fish) is the source of this 1016-nucleotide messenger RNA. RefSeq names its product peroxiredoxin 5 (gene prdx5). The record is from RefSeq and is a predicted model, not a curated record. Gene Ontology annotation, molecular function: thioredoxin peroxidase activity. Lineage: Eukaryota; Metazoa; Chordata; Actinopteri; Anabantiformes; Osphronemidae. The transcript has 6 exons. Bases 193 to 765 code for a protein of 190 amino acids. Gene Ontology annotation, biological process: cell redox homeostasis; cellular response to oxidative stress; hydrogen peroxide catabolic process. Gene Ontology annotation, cellular component: peroxisome; mitochondrion; cytoplasm.